Molecule: messenger RNA, 2467 nt
Organism: Nothoprocta perdicaria
Lineage: Eukaryota; Metazoa; Chordata; Aves; Tinamiformes; Tinamidae
Gene: CCDC181
Product: coiled-coil domain containing 181
Exons: 6
Coding region: 144-1730 (528 amino acids)
Molecular function (GO): microtubule binding
Source: RefSeq, a predicted model, not a curated record
GGAAGACACCCCAAGGUCACAGAGAGCAGAUCACAGGAGCUGUUAGUGGCCGCUGCAUCGCAGAGUCCCACGUAACUGGAAAGGGUUUUGUUAUUGGUCCCUUCCUCCUUCGAGGGAAAGUAGUAUUUUAACACAUCGCCAAAAUGAGUGAAAGGAGAGACCAAGAUGAUCCAGCAGAUGUGGAAGAUAUAACAGAAAGUGUAGAGUAUGAAGAUGACUUUGAAAAAGACCUUGAGUKGCUAAUUAACGAAGAAGAAAAAGAAAACCCUGCAGAAAGAGAGAAUCCUGAACAAAAUGCAGAGGAAAUUGAUACAAUUAGUGAUAAAGUUGUGGAGGACUUUGAGGAAGGGGAAUACAGUGAGGAAAGAGAAGAAAAUACAGAUCAGCAUUCUGGRACAAACACAGAUGUGAAAGUGAGUCUGCCCAAUGAAGAACCUUUGGUAUCCGUGUCUGAUGCUAAAGACGAGGAGCCUGUAUCUGACUCCGACAGUGAGUGCUCUAUCCAGGAGUCCAAACUGGAAGAUGAAAAGGACCUAGAUGAGGAAGAAGAUGAAGAAAUAAAGCGCUACAUCUUGGGAAAGAUUGAAGAAGCCAACAAACUGCUGGAGAAUCAGGCUCCUGUGGAUGAGAAUAGAGAACGAAAAUUAAAAUUUAAGGACACAUUGGUAGAUCUAGAGGUUCCUCCUCUAGAAGACGCAGAUGUUUAUAAAGCUGAUCUUGCAGGAGGAGACGAUGUUUCAAGUAGGCUCUCUCAGCUCCAUAUUUCUAAUGCUGYGGGACAGGAAAGCACAGUGCUUUCACCACAUAGUGGCAAGGAUGAGGAACAGAAGGAUGGGAAGAUCCUAGUGGAAAAAGAUGGAAAGUUUGAACUGUUGAGUUUACGUGAUAUUGAAAGCCAGGGCUUUUUGCCCCCAAUAAGUGUUUCUUUCACUGAUAUCGAGACUCAACAUACAACUUCCAAAUCUUCACACCAGAGUUCUUGUGGCACUGUCGCUCGAACGAAGGAAGCACCUGGAGCAGGAGCAGGAGUACAGUCUUUCUCUGCUGCUGAAGAGGAGUGUGUGUACUUCCCUAAACCUCCUUCCAAGCCUAAGUGUCGUCCAAAUUCUGCCAUCGGGUCUGCGAGAAAUCUGGGAAAACGUAAGACUCCCCAGAGAGCACAGUCUGCAAACGCGCCUACAAGAGGUUCCACUUACUGCCUUUCUCCCAGGCAAAAAGAGCUCCGGAAGCAGCUGGAGCAAAGGAAGGAGAAACUGAGGAAAGAGGAAGAAGAGCGGAAAAGAGAACAAGAAGAACAGAAGAAAAGAGAGAAUGAGAUGGUCUUUAGAGCUUGGUUACARAAGAAGAAAGAACAAGUACAAGAGGAAAAGCGAAUUCGGCGUGCAAAGGAGCUAGAGGACUUGAACAGCAAAGAGAGUAGCAGGAAUCCAGAAGAAGCCUUCAAGUUAUGGCUUAAAAAAAAGCACCGAGAACACAUAAAAGAAAAACAGUUAGAAUUUUUGAGACGCCAAGCGGAGGGCAUGACCUUUUUUCCAAGAACAGAGGAAUGCAACAGAGCCUUUAAAGAAUGGCUAAAAAGAAAGAGAGAAGAAAAACGAGCCGAAGAGCUGGCAGCUAAAGAGCGAGUAAGGCAGCUCCGGUUAGAAGCCCGAAGAGCGAAACAGCUGCAGAACAUCCGCUGCCUAAGUUCGGAACCUAAAGCCUUUCGCUUCACAGACCAGUACAGCUGAAGGUUUGAUGUAACCACAGACUUCUUUGGGGCAACUUUUGUACUUCUUAGGGCUUGAGCUUUUGGUCUUUACAGCUACUGCCCUUUUGUGGUAUUUUAAAGCUUUUAAGCAAGUUAAUAAUUCUUCUCACUGACAAUGAAUAAAUGCUACCUAUUUAUUUGUAUUUUUUUGGUUGUUGUUGAAAAGCCUGCUUUUAUUGAUAACUCAGGGAUAUUCUUGGUUUGACCAAAUCUAAAGGAGAGAUCAAUAUGCAAGGGUGGCCAAUAUGAAUUCCUGUCUUUAAGAAGCACUUUAUAACAAACUCCACCACAAAUUCCUGGAUGCAGGCUCUUAUGUAAAGUGUUGAACUUCUGUGGGAUUAAUAGUGCUGUUUGCUUCUGCUUGUGAAAACUGCACCCUGUCAUGUCCUUGGAGUAUGCCAGUUCCCGAGGCUUUGAGAUGCYAUGUGCUGCUGACCUCUGGACUAGCUGUUUGUUGCACUGUAGCUUAAUCGGUGGAAAAUUUUAAUCCCAAGACCCAGAGGGCUCACAGAAGGUUGCAAUAACCUUGCAACAAUUUUUGAAAUAUAUAUGUGAGCCAAACUGACCCAUCCACAUUCAGUUGUUUCCUACUCUGUCAAGUUAAAGGUGAUAUUCAGUGUGAACAUGUAUUCCUUGGAUAUUGGUAUACAGUUUUGUUUGCUAAAUCAUUUUAAUAAGUGCAUCACUUUAUUCAAAUAACUGUGAACUCUAAGCUGA